AUGGAUGCGGUAAAGACUAUGGGCACACAGGUGCUGGCUUUGACUCGAGCAUUCACCCCAUUGGUGAAUUCUUCAGUAGGCCAGGUCAUGCCAGCUCAGACCACGGCUCAGGCAGCUCGGAGAACAGUUCAGACAGCUAGGACGGCAGCUCAAGUACCUGAGGCAGCUGCACAAGUAGCUCGGACAGCUUCGCGGAUAGUCGAGGAUCGAUCUACGGUCGAUGCAGAGGUAAUGGAUAUCGACCCACCAGCUCGGCCAUCUAGGAGAGUUGAUUACCUGAGCUUGUUAGUUCACAUAUCCAAGUUGGGCACGAAGCAGUUUGCUGGUACGGUUGAUCCCAUUGAGGCAGACGAGUGGAGGAGCAGAUUGACUCGAAAUUUCAGCUCGACUCGUUGCCCAGAAGAGUAUAAGAAGGAUAUUGCAGUUCACUUUCUGGAAGGUGACGCACACAACUGGUCGUUAGCUCUAUACAAACGUACCAACGGGUCUAUUGAGCGUUUCUCAGACUUUGAGGUUGAGUUUAACCACAAGUAUUUUCCAGCUGAAGCUUGGGAUCGUUUGGAGUCUCAGUUCUUGGAUCUGACUCAAGGACGCAUGACAGUGCGUGAUUAUGAGGAAAAGUUCAACCGGUUUAGACGCUAUGUGGGUAAGGAAUUGGAAGAUGAGAUGGUUCAGGUUCGCCGGUUCGUCAGAGGCCUAAGGGUCGAACUCCGAACCUACUGCUCAGUUGGUAUUUAUCACACAGUGUCUGAGAUAGUAGAGAAGAUGGCUAUGGUGGAGACCAAUCUGGCCGACGAGGCCAAGCUGAAGUCAAGGAGCCACACGGCUUCUAGUGGUACUGGAAGUGACCGGAAGAGGAAGAGGGACUCGGCCGAGGAGGGUAGAACCUCAAGUGGACAUUUCAAACGAGAAUGUCCCAAGCUCCAAGCAGAACAGGAGAAGGGCCACGGUGAAGCAAGCAAGCCAAGCCAGAGCCGGGGCCAGACCUCCACACCAAGGGUGUACGAGCUGUCCAAGGAUGCGGAUGAGACUAAACCAUUCAAGGCGAUCACUGGGACCCUAAGUAUUGGUGGUGUGGAUACACACGUACUUUUUGAUACUGGAGCUGCACAUAGUUUUGUGAGUCCAGAGUUGAUCGGAAAGAGGUUGUUCCAGAUUGGGACAGGGGAUGAUCCAUGCAUAGUGAAUGCAGCCGGAGGGCAAGUGAUGCAUUCGCUAGGGCUGGUUAAGGACAUCCCAGUUAUGAUCCAGGACAGGGUAAUGCAUGUGGAUCUGGUGGUAGUCCCCCUUAAGAAUCACGAGGUUAUAUUGGGUAAGAACUGGCUUGGAAAGAAUCGGGCCACCUUGGAUUGUCACUGGGGAAGGGUGCAGUUCGAGAGUGGGUUUGGACCCCCGAUCAGGUUCCAAGGUAUUAAGCUGACCUCUGGUUGCUUAGUGGUAUCAGCGAUCCAAGUGGAACAGAUGCUCGAGAAGGGUUGUGAGGCUUACUUGGCAACAAUCACCACUAAGGAGGUCGUGUGGGGUGGUGACCCACAUGGGAUUCCGCUGGUCAAUGAGUUCGAGGAUGUGUUUCGGGCGCUACAGGGGACGGUCCCAAUGUCUAAAAGUCCCCAUCGAAUGGCUCCUGCCAAGAUGGCCGAGCUAAAGAAACAACUAGAGGAGUUGUUGGACAAGGGGUUUAUACGCCCAAAUGUCUCGCCUUGGGGAGCACCAGUUCUUUUGGUGAAGAAAAAGGAUGGUAGCUUCAGGAUGUGUAUUGAUUACAGAGCGUUGAAUAGGGUGACUGUGAAGAACAAGUACCCAUUACCCCGGAUUGAUGAGUUGUUGGAUCAGCUUAAGGGAGCCAAAUGGUUUUCCAAGAUUGAUUUGGCCUCGGGGUAUCAUCAGAUCCCAAUUGAGCCCAAUGAUGUAAGGAAGACGGCGUUCCGGACCAGGUACGGCCACUAUGAAUUUGUGGUCAUGACAUACGGUCUGACCAAUGUUCCAGCUGCCUUCAUGAAGAUGAUGAAUGGUAUCUUCCGAGACUUCCUGGAUGAAUUUGUAAUCAUCUUCAUAGAUGACAUACAUGUAUAUUCCAGAAGCAAAAAGACCAUGAGAGGCAUCUCAGGGCAGUGUUGGAACGGCUGA
Molecule: messenger RNA, 2127 nt
Organism: Brassica oleracea var. oleracea
Lineage: Eukaryota; Viridiplantae; Streptophyta; Magnoliopsida; Brassicales; Brassicaceae
Exons: 4
Coding region: 1-2127 (708 amino acids)
Biological process (GO): proteolysis
Molecular function (GO): aspartic-type endopeptidase activity
Source: RefSeq, a predicted model, not a curated record